UGUCAAAAUCUUGACUGAGUCUGUGUGCCACAUUAAAAAGUAACGAUUUAUUUAUUUUUAUUUGAACGUUAAUCUAAUGAAAACUGCUAUCGCUCUAAAUAUGCACAAAAUUUGUGUAGUAAUUAAAUAAUCAGUGACGUGACCUCGGUUUCUAAGUGAAAACAACAUGAUAACGAAAUUAAAACACAAAAUGAGUGGUCUCACAAUAUUAGCGAAAUCAUGAAACAAAAAUAUGUUUAUUCUAAACAAAAUUGAAAUAACACUAGCAGUAAUGUCGCGAAGAUCAAUAUUUUUGCUGGCGGCCGCGGUGGUGAUGUUGUAUUUCUCGAUAAUAUUGUUUAUGUUGAAUCCGCUGCACGGGUCGAGAGGUGGUUACUAUGGAGGCGGAGGGUAUAUGAGUAACUUCGCGUAUCGCCAUGAGCCGCCUGUGAACUGGUGCAGCGAGCUGCGCUGGCGGUCUCCGCCCUCGCCUGACGUGGUCGCGUUGGUGUCGUACCCUGGCAGUGGUAACACAUGGCUCAGAUAUCUAUUACAACAAGCUACAGGUAUACUUACUGGCUCAAUAUACAUGGACUAUGGGUUAAGAGUGCACGGCUUUCCCGCUGAGAAUGUAACUGACGGAUCAGUACUAGUUGUGAAGACACAUGCAGUGCCAACGGAAUCAGAUAAAUUCAAAUCUGCUAUACUUCUGAUAAGGAACCCAAGGGAUGCCAUAUUGGCUGACUUUCAUAGACUCCACAGAGGGCACAUAGGAACAGCACCAAAAUCUGCAUUCAAAAAGAAAUCACACGAAAAUAAGAAAUCAGGUACUGAUUGGGCCACAUACGUAUCAACGCAGCUGACGGCAUGGGAGACACUACACGAGAUGUGGCUGACGAGGUUCCCGGGGCCGCUGCACAUUGUGUUCUAUGAAGUCCUGGUGCGAGACACCCGGAACUCGCUGCAAGGGAUACUGGAUUUCUUGAAUUUUAAUGUCACUGAGGCGGACAUGAAUUGCGCGAUGGCCAACAAGGAAGGCAUAUACAGACGCAAGAAGAAGCACCAGGACUUCGAGCCUUUCACAGCAGAUAUGUACAAAGCAUUAGACCAGGUGAGGAACAAAGUGCUCAGUAUGGUCAUGGACUAUAAGAAGAAACAUCAUGAACCUAUGACCGUAGGAUAAAGGACAUAGAUUAUAUUAUUGUAACGUCAAAAAGGUGGGUACAAAAAGGUAAAGAAAUGACAAAAAAAAACAGCUAUGUCUAGAAAAAGAAGUAUAUUAUAUUGGUGUAAUGUUCAGUAAGAUAUACUUUUUGUACCUAUCCGUUUUCGACACUUGACAAAAAUAUCAGUAUUUUUAUAAUAUAGAUCAGAUUUGUGUAGAAAAAUGCAAAAGUAUUAAAUUAAAAUGUUGUGUUGUCCCUCUAGUUGAAUCGAUAUGAUUCGUUAACGGAACGGCUCAAAACUUAAUAUCGAAGCUUUUAGGUAACUGUGUAAGUAAAUAUGUAGUAAAUAAACAAAAUCGAGCCAAUGUAGGUUUAAUAUUAACAAAAUGUACAAAUUCUUUCGUUUACAUGUUGUAAUGUGAUUGAAUGUUAACUUAUGUGUCAUCUAGAACGGUCUAUGAGUUUACUCAUAUUUCCAGUGUUGUGCUGCACUUUUUGCUUGAUUUAUCGAUUUGUUAUCGAUAGUUUAUAUUUUUUAUUGCAUAUAAAACAGAGUAGUACGUAAUUCUUGAUGGUUAUAAUACACAGGCUGACAUCAACACCAAUUAUAUCGAUGUUAUCAUGAUAUUGUGUUGACUUGGAGUAAUAAAAAACAUCGAUUCACAGUGGGGAUCUAGAAUUGCGUUGGAAAAGUAGUUUGACGCAACUAUACAAGUACGUAAUAAAAUAUGAUCCGAACUUAAGUAGCGAAGGGUGAUUGAUCACAAGUACUUUUGGUAAGAGGCCGUGUACCAAUCGGAUACCGUUACUCAUGUAUCAUUCUUAUAUGCAUAACUAAUAACAUUACUUUAAGAUGCUUCGUCCUACCUCAUCGCACAUAGGUGCUUGGUAUAAUUAGUUUCGAGUCCAAUGACAAUGUUAGUAAUGUUAUAGAAACCUUUGACUUUGUUUCUCGUAGAAAAUCUUCUCUAAAUGAACACAAACAUUAAUGUCACUCAAUAAUUUACUAUGACUUAGCUCCACAGUUAGUAAGUAUGGUCUCAACAUCUUUAUCACAAACUCAGACUAUUUUUUUAUGAAUGCAAUACGGGUUCCAAUCAGAUCUGCAUAAAACAUACUUUUAAUACGUAAUUAAAUUAUUUAUACCUCUAUUGUACAAUUUGCUUAGCUUUAAUUAAUCGAAUGUUAUAAAAUGUUACCUUAAAAUUAUUGAAUGCCAUUAUGGCGGGUCAUAGCUGUGUACAAUUUAAAAGCCAUGUAACAACUCACUGUUUACCUAUGUACCACAAUAAAGAAUAUUUGUAUUUGUAUUUUAUCUCUAAAUAGGUACUUAAUUGUUCCUAAUUUAAGGCCUAACUUUUUAUUUUUUGUUGCCAUUUUGAGUAAAUAAUUAUUACUUAGCUAGUCAACGUUUAGUCAAGUUAUUUAGCACUGUGUAUUAAAUAAUUAUGUACUAGGAUCUUAUGUAACAUAAGGAGGCCUCACAGGCAUUUUGAGUGAAAAUUGAAAUUCAACGAAAUUCACAAAUUAAAAGUUCAAAGAGCCUAAUAAAUAUCGCACUUGGUUAAUAUAUGCACUGCUCUUAGUUUAUUAUACCCUAGUACUUAUUAUAACGAAUUCCUUUAGUCUGUUUCUGAGAUUGUUGUUGAAAUAAAAAAAACAAUAAUAUUUUAGCAUAGAGAUAGAUUGGUUUUAUCAUGAAGCUUUUAUUAUAAUUAUUAAAAUGUUAGUUACCACAUAGCAAAUAAGAACACUUUAUUUUUAUAAAAAUAUCUACCUGAUGAGAUGCUUAUACCUGUUCUAGCUUAGCUCUUUUUGAAUUGUACCAAUAUGUUUUUUUAUAAGUUAGAGGUUUGUAUCAUGUCUAUUUUUGUUAUAAAAUGCGUAAACAUUGACUCAAAAACAAAUGGUAUGAACAGCAUACAGAUUAAUUUGCCUUUGAUCGAAUUAAUCCAAAUGCAUUGUUAAGGCAAGCUUGCAUCAUUAUUCACAUCUACAUAAGUACGUGUAGUAUGUAAAAUUCCACAGAGUGUUUUAGGAAAGUAGACAUGCAUAAUAUUAUGUCUAAAAGUAGUCAAAACGGUUAAUUGUUGAUGAUGAGUAGUGAUGCAUAGAAGCCAAAAUAAACAUUCAUUAAUUCAACAUUCUGCUUUGAGCUUAUAUAUGAACAUAUGAUUCUUUAUAAACAAAUGCCAUUCCUUAUAAACUUUAUUUUUAAGUAGCUUUUGCUAGCGGUUCCAGUCGCGUCUCGUGAGGAAAUAAAUGUUAUACCCUUUUUCAAUACAUACCAUAUUAAACAUACAUUUUGUCAUAUCGUAUAAUCAUCGGCUAGGAUAUUGAGCCCUGACCUUCACCUGCGCAGAAGUGAUUUGUUGGUUUAUUGCCAUAAGUGUACGGUGCGCAAAGCGAUCCCCACUCUUCCGCCGAGAGCUCAUUAUCCGUGCCGAUAACUAUACUUGUAUUUCCUAUGUGUACACCAAACUCUUCAGCUUUAUAUUUUUAGUAGAGAUAUAUCAUGUUUAUAUUUGAUUUAACUAAGUUCUAGUAUAUUUUUUAUAUUAUUUUAAUGGUUUAGCUUCUUUUACUAGUCAUCUGUCAAAAAUCAUUAGCUGACUGUGUUUAUUUAUUGUCAAUGUUGAUUAGUUGUAAGCACUAAGAGAUCGAUAUUAAUGGAUGCUGAGAAUAAAUGAAUUUCUAAAUUGAAA
Helicoverpa zea (corn earworm) is the source of this 3850-nucleotide messenger RNA. RefSeq names its product WSCD family member AAEL009094. Gene Ontology annotation, molecular function: sulfotransferase activity. Bases 233 to 1162 code for a protein of 309 amino acids. The record is from RefSeq and is a predicted model, not a curated record. NCBI's taxonomy places the organism in Eukaryota, Metazoa, Arthropoda, Insecta, Lepidoptera, Noctuidae. The transcript has 7 exons.